This is a messenger RNA of Paramecium octaurelia, 1091 nucleotides long. Lineage: Eukaryota; Ciliophora; Oligohymenophorea; Peniculida; Parameciidae. The record is from the annotation of a GenBank genome assembly.
AUGCUUUUUGGGGAUUACGAGGCUUUAGAUUAUUUCUAGCAAAAUGCGAUGACACAUGCCUUACUUGUUCUGGAUCAAAAAAAAAUGACUGUUAAUCUUGUCAACCUGGAUAUAGAUAUUGAAAUAAUGAGUGUUUAGAUGGUAUAUUUAAAAAUAAUAUUUUAGUAAAAUGGAUCUUGGGUUUAUAACAAUAUUUCUAACCUUAAGAUUUUCAAACUCAACCUGGUUGGACUAUAUCAAAUAUUUACUAUAAUCAAUCUCCAUUUUAAAUAUGUGCUAAUACCAAUCUAGUAGGAGGGUACUCAUUGUUCUCUAAGGAUUCUGAAAUAGCCUAAACUAUGGAUUUGCCUAAACAUACAAAAGUAAGAGUCAAAGUAUAAUUUUGGAAAUUUGAUACUUGGGAUAAUGAAUGGUUUCAAGUAUAUGCAAAUGGAAAUCGAGUUUACUAAGAAUAGUUUGGAUUUACUGGAGUUCAAGUAAUUUGUGGAUCAACUACUUCUAAUUCUUGUGCAAAAUAUUUGGAUUUUGAAUUUGUUCACAGUAACCCAACUAUCAAUUUAGUUAUGACCACUACUUUAAAUGAAAAUGCACUUAAUGAAUCUUGGGGAAUCAGAAAUUUUUAAUUAUUUUACGGAAUUAUACAGGAAUGCAGCUAUUCUGUUAUUGAGACCUUUAGUUUACCUUCAUUCAUAGGAACUAAGCAUAUUUAAACAACAUUAUAUUCAUUUGAUCAAUCCUUGUAAAAUAAAUUGGUAAUAUCUGAACUCGGGAUCACUCUAUAUCCUGAAUUUGAUGAAACAAUAACUGUUGACUCUUCAAUUGAAAAAUUGACAAUCUCAAUCAUUUGGAAAUGUUUUUAAACUGAUCUAAAUUUUUCCAUUACUAUAUUACAAAGCGGAUACCCAGAUUACAAAACAGGAACAGCUGUUUGUAAUACAAAACGAUUUAAUGUAUUAAACUCCUUGGUGGUUUUGGAAAGGGCAAUAAAAUAAGAAUCAUAACUUAGGUUAGUAGCUACUUCAACAUCGAUUUAGAUAACUUAAAUAGUAUAAACUUAAACUAUAAAGUAAUACGAAAUUGUAAUUAACUGA